Molecule: messenger RNA, 8612 nt
Organism: Paramormyrops kingsleyae
Lineage: Eukaryota; Metazoa; Chordata; Actinopteri; Osteoglossiformes; Mormyridae
Product: membrane-associated guanylate kinase, WW and PDZ domain-containing protein 1-like
Biological process (GO): signal transduction
Cellular component (GO): cell-cell junction; cytoplasm
Molecular function (GO): protein binding
Source: RefSeq, a predicted model, not a curated record
UUGUUCCCCCAUCGUCCAUUGUUCCUUAUUCAGUCACAAGACCGAAAUGAAGGGGGUGAAUACGUAAUCUGCAGCCGCAAACGAAUUAGUACAAAUCAGUCAAAGUACGGCGCAAGUCAUAAGCCACACACGCUGAAUACUACCGCACAACCUCAUACGUACAAUAGGCGGUCUCCCCCUCCCCCUUUUUACAAUAUCCCCUCCUCUCCGUAGCCCCCCCUCCACCUCCGUCCGUGUUGCUGCCUUUAUCACCGUUUCCUUAUUGCCACUGCCCGGGAGUAUGGCAUUGUGCUGUAAUGCAAUGUGAUCUGACCCAUGUUCUGUUAAAAAAGCAGCUAGAAAAGCAUGCCUUCUUCUCUGGACGGUAACGGCGGUAACUAGCACGAUGGCAUCUCUGGCCAAGUGAAAUCAGUUUUCUGCGUUACGCUAUAGUUUCCCUAAGAUAGGCUGCCAGCCAACGGCGAAAGCUGCAAUAACCUGCAAAACGCCGAUAAUCAAGCGGUAUCAAUUCAUCAUAAAGGACAUGCAACGCGGAACAACGUCGAGAGAAAGGCUGAAAUUAUGAAGACAGCCACAAAACCAGGAGCCAUCAGCCAACAGGAUUUACCGACAGAAACGGCCAUGACCACGCCCCCAAACUGUCAAAACCUGAGGGCAAAAUUUUCAGUCGAGCACAGAGAUCAGCCAAAGGCAAUCUGUUUGGCACCUCAGUGACCAUGUCUAAGGCUACGGUGAAGAAGCUGCACUGGCGCUCCAAGGUGCAGGAGAGUUUUGUCCCCCUGGGCGAGGCCACUGGAGAGCUGGGCCUGGCAGUCGGGGGCGGAGCCGACUACGGAGAGUUCCCAUUCGUCACUGCGGCUCCUGGGGGCGGGCCCACAGUGGGUGACGUAAUCCUCGAGAUUGGGGGAACCCCGGUGUUGGGAAUGACCCUGGGGGAUGUCAGGGGGGUCCUCAAUUCCUGCCCCCAUCCCAUUCGCAUCAAGACUGUCGCCCCAGGGUCCACCCUUUGCAAGGACCUGAGGCUCUACCUGAGUAAGUGCUUCACGCCGGGCUCCAUGGACAGCCAGCUGCAGCAGGUGAUCCGGGAGAACCUCUAUCUGCGGGCUGUGCCCUGUACCACCAGGCCUCCACGGGAUGGGGAGAUCUCUGGGGUGGACUAUAACUUUGUCUCCAUUGAGGAGUUCUUCUCCUUGGAGGAGUCCGGAGCCCUCCUGGAGAGUGGAAAGUUUAAGGGAAACUACUAUGGGACCCCCCGGCCGGUCCACAUCGGCCCAGAAAGCCCCCCCAUUACCUAUCAGGAGCACCGCAACCUGCUCAGGAACUUCCGCACCCGGAGCAAGUCCCUAAGCAACCUGGAGAAGGCGGCCGAGGAAGGAGAGAAUAGCGAGGAGGACUCUGGCCUCUCAGGGGGCUCAGCGUGUGCCAGCAGUGCCCCUCCCCAGGCCUCCUCGCCCAGCCAAUCCCGAGACUCCAAUGGGGGUGACGGCAGUGCCCUGGAGAACGGCGGGGGCGCCGUGGGCAGGCCCGGAGGGCUCCCGGAGAAUUGGGAGAUGGCCUACAGUGAUUCAGGGGAGCCAUAUUACAUCGAUCACAAGUCCAGGACAACCAGCUGGCUGGAUCCUCGAGCCCAGAGUCGAGAGGUUCUCAGCAAGACAGAGUUGCCUCCCUUCACUGACCAGCCCAGCCAGUUGAAGGGCUACUCCGUCCACACGCGCCUGUCCAAGGGUCCUCGGGGCUUUGGCUUCAACAUCGUUGGCGGGAGCCGUUCCCGGGAGUUCCUGCAGGUGUACAGCGUCACCCCGGGUGGCCCCCCUGCACUCAACACAGCGGACAUCUUGGUGUAUAUCAACGACACCUGCGUUUUGGGCAUGUCCCACAAAGAGGUGGUGGAGAUGCUGAAGUCGGUGCCAGUGGGCGGCAGCGUGGACGUGGUGCUGCGGCGGGGAUACCCCAUGCUGUACAACCCGGACGGCUGUCCCAAGCAGCCGCAGACAGCCCCAGAUGCGUGCGAGUCCACCGGCCCGGCUCCCCCGAAGCCGCAGCCAUGCCACGACGCUGUGCAGCAACAGCAGACUCCGCAACAGCCGCCACAUUUUAACCUGAACAGGAACAGGACGCACCUGGAUGGGAGUUUUCCCAGCAUGCAUCAGGGCAUGUCAGUGACGGGGCUGGAUGCCAAUGGGAACGCAACUAACUUCUUUCCACCGGCCCCUCCCUCGUACCCUAACGCUAACGGCCACCUCUCGGGUCCCCCGGCGCCCGGCAGGCUCAUGGGAGCCCCCCCACCCCCGCCACCGGAGCGAAUGGCCAGCAGUCAGAGCGAUGGAGAAGGAACGGCGGCCAUCAGCACACACAGAUCAUCCCUGAUCCGCAGUCAUGAGCACAACUCUCUGCCGGGGCUGCCUUCCCUGAACACCCACACCCCCAAGUCCUCAGAGAGCGACCUCUCCACGGUCACGCUGCCCAUUUCCAGACUUCCGCUCCCACAGCCUGAGAUGGGCCCCGGCCCUGGGGGGCUCCUGCAUAGACCCCUGCUCUCCCUCAGCUCCCUCCCGCUACCGUCCCCGGCCAGCGUCCAGCCCUGCGUCUUCAACGGCUGCCCAGACCCCAGCCCAGGGAGCGGGAGCAGCCCCAGUACCCUGCCGUCGCCGGGGGCAACGGGGGGCAGUGGCGAGCUGGUUCCAGUGGCUGUGGGGAAGAGUGAGGUCGGGGGCAUGGGCUUCAGCGUGACGGCGGGGGGCCAGGGGGGCCGGCUGGCCGUGGUGAAGAGGGUCUGGGACCGGCGGCAGUGCCCCUCGCUGCAGGCAGGGGACGCCAUCAUCAAGAUCAACGGCGCCGACGUGCAGAGCCUCAGCUUCGCUCAGGUACAGAGAGUCUUACAGGAGCACACAAAACAGGGGGAAGUGAUUUUGCUGGUUUACAGAGGAGGGUCAGUGCGUUCUCCUCUAUCGCCUAAUUCCUCCAGGAAGAUUCCUCCUGCCCCUCUGGCGGUCACCCCGCUCAGCCCCUCUCCUCCUCCUGACACCGUGCCGGUGCCCCAGACCACUCUCACGCCUCCCUCCCCCUCCCCGGACGUCCCCUCUCUGGUGCAGAGCACCAGUUUUUUGGACUCUGUACCCGUGACACUGACCCUGGAGCCGAAGGAUUGGCUGCGUGUGGAGGAGGGCGGGGCUCAGGCCACGAAGGGGGCCUCAGGGGCCAGGGGCCCCGAGGAGGGGAGGAUCGCCGUGGAGGUGGAGUUGCGGAGGAGCUCUGGAGAAGGCUUUGGGUUUGUCAUCGCCUCCCAUGACAGGCAUCUGAACGGCAACGCCUCCUCUCUGCUGCCUCACCGAUUUGUGACGGUGCGGAGAGGCAGCCCCGCGGCCCGCAGUGGCCAGAUCCGGCCCGGGGACCAGCUGGAGGCGGUGGACGGCCGCUCAGUGGUUGGCCUGCCCCACCGAGACCUCGCCCAGAUCCUGCGGCGCGCUGGCAACACACUGCGCCUCACCAUCAUCCCGCGCACCAGCAACAAUGUCCCGGAACCCACAGAAUUUGACGCAGACUAUAGGACAAGAAAAACCCAGAGAGCACCGCCUAAGCUGGACUCCAGGUACUACAGUGUGGAUCUGGAGAGGGGUCCCACAGGCUUUGGGUUCAGCCUGCGUGGGGGCAGCGAGUACAACAUGGGCCUGUAUGUGCUGGGGCUCAUGGAGGGAGGACCCGCGUCCCGCAGCCAUAAGAUGCAGGUGAGCGACCAGCUGGUGGAGAUCAACGGCAACAGCACGGCGGGCAUGACCCACAGCCAGGCCGUGGAGCAGAUCCGGCGGGGGGGGCACCGCAUCCACCUGGUCCUGAAGAAGGGGGACGGAUACGUGCCCGACUAUGGCCGUAAACCCAGAGCAGCCUCCCCGUCCUCCUCACUUUACCGGGAGGACCCGGGAGUGACUGCCGUUGAGGACCCUGACACUCUUCUCAGGUGGGGUCAAAGGUCGAAGGCAGACAAGAGGGGGGGGGUGAGGAAGGGACAACACAAAAAAAGUGGGAGCCAGGGAAGAAGGAGAGGUGAAAAGGGAGGGAAGAGGACACCUGACAGUGAUCUGGAGUGGGAGGAGAGGAGUGAAAGGCUAGGUCACCUUCAGGGUCAGAGGUCACAGUCUUUGGGGAAUAGUGGAAAGGGGAAGGGCGCCCAUAGUUUGCCUCAGGAUGAGCUGGGCAACUGGGGAGGCAGCAAGGAUGAGGAGGUUAUGGAGGGAGCAGUGGACAGAGGGAAGGUGAAGGAGAAGAAGCGGGAGAGGGGGCGGCAGGCUGCGGGCGAGGAGAGGAAUGACAAGAAGGGGAAAACGAGCACGGGGGAGUUGAAGGAGAGAAAAACACACCUACCCUCGGUCAGCGGGAGACUACCCCAGCCCAGAGCAGACAGGAGCGGAGGGGAUCACAGCAGGGAGCGUCCACAGCCCUCGGCCGAGAUGGAGGGUGGCGCCGCGCCUGAUACAGCUCCCUUCUCCUUCCUCAUGUCUCUGGACAGAGACACCGAGUCUGAGUCAGGGGCCAGUCUGUCCGGGACCAGCGUGUCCGGGGCGAGUAUAUCGGGGUUCUCUCUCUCAGACACCGGGGUGCCAAGAGAGCCAGCCGCCCCCUGGGGCCCCCAGCCCUCCCCCGGCUCCCUGUCCCCCGGCCCCUGGCUCCGACCGAGUCAGCAUAAGCUCUCUCAGAUACUGACAGGCAAGCGGCUGGAGAGAGGGGAUGGGCAGCAGGCUGGCAGAGCAGACAUCCAGACAUCAGACGGAGACAGAGUGGGACACACGCGAGUCCUCCGUGUAUCCGACCUGUCAUGAUUACGCCUUUUUCCAUUUUCACACCGAUCCUCCUGCAUGACUGAUUUACCACCUGUAAAACUGACUCCUAGUGCCAUCUAGAGGACACUAAACCACAUAGCAGAAGAUGGAGCGCAGUUUUCCUUUGGUUGCACCAGCAAUGCUACCCGCUAGUGUUAGAGCCCCACUUGAUAUGUUUGUUCCUAUUUUAACCCUGGCUUUCUAUCUUUUUAUAUUGAGAUUUAUUUACAUUUAAAGCUGGACAUGUAAAGAGCUCUGGGACCAAUUUAGAAACUCCUCCAGUCACCAGAUCCUACAGCAAGCUAGAUGCUUCUCUUUUGACAAUUGAGUUCUGUCCUGUAACAUAUGGUGUAGAGCGGAUACAGUCUUCAUUAAUGGUCGGGGCAGGAGUCAAGUAAAGGUCAGUGUUGAGUUGCCGUUCUGGAAAGUAGCAUGAAAAGUAUGUUCUACCAACAAGGGAUAAAUCGGUCUCUCACUUUGCCUUGUGCCUUUUUCUUCCUGAAACUAAAGUUCAACCAAAAAAUAUUUAUACUGCACAAAAUCACACCUCUGCAGACACCUCCAUCAGAUCACUGUUGGCCAUCGUCACCCUGAUGUCCGAAAAGAAAUUAAAUUUUAUUUAUUGCUAAAGAAAAUGCAAGUAAUAUGAAGUGCCUCAUUCUUAUUUUCAAGCAGGCAGUGGCGUCUGUAUAAGGUAACUGCAGGUGUCUUCAGCGUAGAAUAUCAUUGUCCCAUUGUCUGGUCCAUGCGGACAUCCAUGAGUCGCAGUGACCUCACAUCAUAAAUGUCCACACAUUUUUUCUUUUUACAUUUAAACAUCUCGUUGCUAUUUUCUUAAGAUGUAUAGACUUGCCUAUACGUUUGUAUUAUUGGUUCUGUUGUAUAAACACUUCCAUUUAUUUCAUAACAUGUGAAACGACCACGGCAUUAAGAUGCCAAUCUCAGUCACUAAAUGUCUUCCUUCUGCCCUUUCCUUUUUGGCCCAGUCUUUUCUCCCCUAAAUCACAUUGUUCGACUUGAGCUUUUUUGUAUUCAGGGGACAACAGAGCAUUUUUGGCUGGUCUUCUAUGCAUUUUUGAGGAUUCGCUGGUUUUGAUUUCUGGUUGCGUUUUGACGAAGGAUGAAGGAUGAAAUGCAGUCCCUCCCUGGUGGGCAGAGUAACCGAGUGCUGGGUAAAUACAGAUGAGAAGGUGUUGUACUGUACAUGAAUAUGCAUCCCGCGUAUUACCUCACUCCUACGAGCAAUAAGAAGCCAUUAACCACCACUAGGAUGUGUGCACUCCACGUACACGUCCUCUCUGCUCAUUAAUAUGGAUCAGUGGUUAAUUUCCUAGUGAGCGCCAUUGUUCUGGAAGUUGGUAUGUGCGUAUUUUUAAUCUGAACAUUUGUGUAAAACUGUAAAGGGAAAGGGGCUCAUCUGAUUUUUAUACUGUUGGCGAAAAAAAAAAGAUGUUCAGGGAUUCAUACAAAUAUCAGUAGAUGCCAUUCUUUCCAGAUCUCUGUUUCUAAUCAUUUGCUCAACAGAGGGAUCGGCCCACGGCCACUUUUAAACCCAGAGGUCUACACGCUUCCCAUUUACAGUAAAGAGCCAGAAAUUUGCUGAAUCAGUUCAAACUAAGUCUUCUGUUUAAGGUUCCAGCAGUCUGAACUAUCCUGGGAAAUGACUGGGCAACCUUUGGUCACUAAUACACUUAUUCAAACAUGACCCCGCCUCCAAGCUGACGCUGUGGUGGCAGACUGGAGGUCACUUGUAUUUAUGAUGUGUUGAUGGUCACAUCAUUUCAGGACCUGCAUGUAAUGGAAGGAUUACUCUUUCUGGCACCAUUAGAUUUCUUCUUCCUGGUGAUGUGUCCUUCACAUUCCCAGAUCUAAGAAUUUGUUUAAACAACAACAGUAAAAAAACUAUGGUAACGCUUUACUCAAGGGGGCACAAGCAACUUAGUAACUCAGUUACUACUCAAGUACCAAUCAUGAACAUGAACUGCAUGAAAUACAUGACCUAUUAUGAUUGAUUAAUGAUGAACCAACAUUGGAUCAAAACAUAACAUUUAGUUCCUGGUUAAUUAAUACAUUAAGUAAGAGUGUAUUACUAUAUGAUUUAUGCCCCUCAAGUAAAGUGUUACCAAAACUAGUGUGUCUUACAGAAAUGCAGCAGUAAAGCUGUCCCGGAGGAGUGUCGCUUUCAGUAACAAGGCUUUUUGUAUGAACUCUCAUUCUCACAGCAAAACUGGCAGUGUGCUCUGCAAUAUAUUAACACUGUCGGUCUUGCUGUGACAGGAACUUGCAGCGGAUGGUCACUAGUGUAACAUCAGAUUCAUGCUGGAUACUUGUCUCUGUGCUCUAGCCAACCUGUUAACAGUGGAUGCAGUUCAUAGAAAUGGCACAGUGCUAGUUCAGGAACAUACUCAUCAGCCAGAUGUGCCCGGAAUAGUGAUACUGAGCUGUACAAAAUACAAGCACUGCACAAUGGGGCAUGUGAGGAAUGGUGAUAUUUGCAAAAGGUAUAUUUCUCUGAUUCCUCAAAUGUCCUGCUCAAGCACUUUGCACAAUACAGUGCGCAUGCACACACACGCACACACACGCACACACACACAAAAACACAUCCCAAUAACAUCAUUGCUUUCGCAUAUUGUAAUGUUGCACGGUGCAGCCCGUCACCGAUCUGGUCCAUAAAUUGCACACUUUGAGCGUCAAACCCACGUCGGUGUUUAGGUGCAUGCAGAUCAGUCUGUGUCUUGUUCAUGUACAUACCCUGGCUUUGAUAUUCAUUUAGAUAUUAUUGCAGCCAAAAAAAAAGGUGCAUUGAAAAUAGCCUUGCUUUUGUUCUCUGCAGCUACGCAUAUACACAGUAUAUAUGUAUAUAUAUAUAUAUAUAUACCUCAUGCUACCUGUCUCACAGACCCUAUGAGUGGAAUGGAGAGCUGCUAAAAGUUUGCCUGCCUGAAGAGGAAAGCUGCUGAUGGAACUCCUUGUAGCUGUGGAGCCCCUGCUUGGCAGGAGCGUCCCUUUAGCCCCAAAGUACUAGUGUGAUGACAUGCAUGCUUCCAAAGCCCAUGUUCAUGGCUGGGCCGGUUCAGGCCUCAGCAGCCCUGCCCCGCUAUUGUUUAAGCCGGAAAAAGAGCCUGACUUUAAUGACACCCAACCGUAGUCCAAGGUUCCGGCUACAGCUGCGGCUACGGCUACGGCUACGGCUAGUCAGUAUUCUCCUCUAUCUGCUGACUAAUAAUAAGAGUGAUUAUUAUUAGUUAAUGCUAUUCACUGUGAACAAAUUUCUCUCCUUUUAUGAAUUUUAUGGGGGGGGGGGGAAAUGACGUUAAAACUAACACCUAAUAUUUUAAUCACAUACUAAUGCCCUGAAAGUAUUGAAAUCUGUGUAUUGCUUGGCAAACCAAGCAGAAAGCUAAUGAAAAAUCGCACCUGAGUUUUUAAGAAAGAAUGCACUCUCACUUGGUAUUAAGAAGUGAAGCACCAACUUAAUUUGCACGCAGGUUUAAUUGCGUUUGGCUCAUAAGUGAAGAGAGUUAUGUGACUGUUACGUUUCCCAGCGGAGAAUUGGGGAAUUCUCUCCUCUAGAGUUAUUUCUGUACAGGUUUGACCUUGUAUUUGAGCCGGUGGUCACAUUGACAUUGGUGUCUAUGGCUGUAUGUAUAUAUAAAUAUCACUAUAAAUACAGGUGUACAGUUUUGUUCUAUGAGUAUACUUGUUAUAUUAUUAUUGUUAUGUUUCUGAAUGCAUAAACAGGGAAUUUUGAAAACUGACAAGAUAAAUGCAAUUGCUGAAAUAAAAUAGUUAAAAACA